UACAAGUACUCCGUGUACUUCGCCAGGCCUAAACGCCAAACCCGAGUUGGUGCGAGGGCAAAGCUCGAGCGACACAGAGGUGUUUAUGGAGGAAUCAUCCGGCGGCGGCGGCGGCGGCGGGGACUCCGAUCAAUUGCAGGGCCCGAGGGCAUCGUCUUAUAAGGGAAAGUCUUGCAAAGGUUGCCUCUACUUCUCCUCAGUUCUCAAAGCAAACGCGCGCAACCCUGUCUGUUUCGGCAUCAGUCGGACUCUUCCCCAAGUACCAAGCCACAUUGUUGGGGAAUCUGAGAUGGAAGCAGCUAAUGAUGGGCGUAGCCUGUCAGACUUCAAGUAUGCUUGUCUUGGCUAUUCUGUAUUUAUGGAUGACAAGGACACUAAAAAUGAGAAGAGGGAGGAGCAAGCAGAGCUGCCAUUUUGUGCUGGCCUUGAACUAUUGGUAGAUAGGCGAACAUCAAAUGCUGGCCAUGCUCCUGCCCAUGUUCAUAACAAGGAAGAUGCUACUGCUCGCUCCCAUCCCCGUCCAUACAAACCACCACAGGCUUUGGGUGAAGAAUUCAUGUCCAGGUUCUCAAGAAAUGCUGGCCUGGUUGCUUCUGGUGUGGCGAGGAAUCUGAAUCGGGUGGGCAACUAUAUCAAAGAAACCUUUGACGAUAUAUUAUAUCCCUACCGCAGGCGGCCCAAGUAGAACCUUUUGAUCUAGAGCAGCACAGGUGGGCAAGGAUUUUACUGGCAAUGUUUUUCCCUUCUGAUUUCUGUACUAUUUCUUCUGAUUUCCAGCUUCUAAACCCAAAGAAUAAUUCCAUACAGAUCAAAUGCUUCAAUUCAUAAUUUUCCAUCUUCAUUUGUCCUUUUGCCUUGAUUGCAGUGUAAAAUUAGUGAGCUCUGUGCAAUGCAGGGUGAAGCUAAUGUGUUGUCAAUUCUUCACUGUUAAUAGUCAUUAUCGAUCAGCUCUUGGAAGUUUAA
Dendrobium catenatum is the source of this 963-nucleotide messenger RNA. RefSeq lists its product as uncharacterized. NCBI's taxonomy places the organism in Eukaryota, Viridiplantae, Streptophyta, Magnoliopsida, Asparagales, Orchidaceae. The record is from RefSeq and is a predicted model, not a curated record. The coding region runs from base 86 to 685 and encodes 199 amino acids. The transcript is spliced from 6 exons.